This is a messenger RNA of Dentiscutata heterogama, 255 nucleotides long. NCBI's taxonomy places the organism in Eukaryota, Fungi, Glomeromycota, Glomeromycetes, Diversisporales, Gigasporaceae. The record is from the annotation of a GenBank genome assembly.
AUGAAUACACCAGGAUCUGUUCUUCUUGGAUGGGUUGUAUUAAUCGGUGCUGGUGGUGGCGCAUUUUAUUACGCAAAAAAGGAUAUUAACGCUAGAAGGCGAGCCCAAGAAUUAUCUAAGACUAGGCCACCCGAAAAAUUAGAAUGGUGGCAAAGGAUUGAGCAGGACGAAAAAGCUAGUACGGCGAAGAAUUCAAGUGAUGAGGCAUCGGGUUCUGGAAAUACCACUGGUUCAAGUAAUGGCAGUAGCACUUAA